Haemonchus placei is the source of this 930-nucleotide messenger RNA. NCBI's taxonomy places the organism in Eukaryota, Metazoa, Nematoda, Chromadorea, Rhabditida, Trichostrongylidae. The record is from the annotation of a GenBank genome assembly.
CUGUCAUCGCAGGGACGGUCGACCUCCUCGCUGGACUAUGAUAUUAUCAAACGUUUUCCUCUUAUUUAUAAUUUGUGUGAAUGUGAAGUACCGAUAAAAGUCAUUGGCGAUAUCCAUGCUCAAUAUCAGGACAUGAAUCGUUUAUUUGACCUUAUCGGUCGCGUUCCUCAGGAAAGAUUUUUAUUUCUUGGAGAUUAUGUAGAUCGUGGUCCGCAAGGUGUCGAGGUGGUCAUCCUUUUGUUUUCCCUGAAACUUCGCUAUCGAGAUCGGAUUUAUCUACUACGAGGCAACCAUGAAACUCCGGCUGUCAAUAAAAUUUACGGGUUCUACAACGAAUGUGUUAUGAAGUACGGCGCUGGUAUUUGGUGGGAUUUCCAAGCAUGCUUCAACCGAAUACCUCUGGCUGGACUCAUUUCGAAAAAGGUCCUAUGUAUGCAUGGUGGCCUUUCGCCGGAACUCAGUCAUCUUGAUGUAAUCCGAAAUAUUCCACGUCCAUGCGAGCCACUCGAUCGUGGCUUACUCAUCGACCUCACCUGGGCUGAUCCCACGAAUAAAGGAGAUGGAUGGUUUCACUCGAUCAGAGGAAUCAGCUAUAUGUUCGGGAAAGGAGUAGUGCAACAGGCCUGCCAAAUGCUCGGCAUCGAACUAAUCAUCCGAGCUCAUCAGGUCGUUCAAGAUGGCUACGAAAUGAUGGCUGGACGACGGUUAAUUACCGUGUUUUCAGCUCCAAAUUAUUGCGGACAGUUUACAAAUGCAGCAGCGAUCGUAUGCUUAGACGAGGAUCUAGAGAUCUCAUUUCAACAGCUUAAGAUGCAAAUUCCGGCAAAUUUGGCACCAAAGGCUAGGCCUUGCCCAAUAAUUGCUAGUGAUCCUAAUGCAGCCGCUGCGAAAGCAGACAAGGAAACCAUCAAGCCGUUCACAGUGAGUUGA